GGGGAGCGGUGCGACGAGGAAGAGUGCGAGAGCUGCUUUACUGUGUCGCACGUAGUAUUCGCCUCACCCUCGCCUGUUCUUGUAUUAACUUACUUCCAAAGAUGGUCCGAACACAUUUUGGACCGCCUCGCCUAAAGCCCAGACCAUAUGGAGAUGGUCACGGUAAUGGACCCUCUGAAGGGAACUACAACCCCAACUCCAAAAAUCGAAGAGAUGUCCAGGGCUACCCAGGAAAAGCUCCAUUUAAUUGGAGAGACUCCAGAGGUAGAGGACGACCCCCAGUUGUCAAAAGAGUUCCUCUGAUGGGAGAACACAGAGAGCCACGGUUCAAUCACUGGAGGUCACAGAAUCAGGAUUCCUUUCAAACAUACCCUCCCAAAAUGGAUCAACACCAUAACCAGAGGAGGCCUUCUCCAUCUAGGCCAAAUCGCUCCCCUCAAGUCCAGCAUCAGUCAUCCUCUCACAGUCCUGCACAAGGACACCAGAGCCAUAGGGGCCCAUCUUUCCAUGGCCACCCCUCAGGCCACAGGUCACCCUCCCCAAGAAAUUUCCGUGGCCACCCAGCUGACAGGAGGCAAGGCUCUGCACCACCCUACCAGGGAUCUUACAGGGGCCCCAGAAGGCAGUCAGGGGUUCCCCACCAGGAGCAGCGUGGACGAGACCCUCGUGGGAGUUAUAGUCAACGAGAAAGGCCCUUUGAACACUCGGGUCAUGGCAUGAAACGCUGGAAUGAGGCUGGAUCGUUCUCUCAUCCACACAAUGGACAACACGGGCCCUCUGGGUCACAGAGGAGCCCCAGAGAGAUGCAUGGGAGAGGCUCGUGUACAGAGAGGUACAGGAGUGAAGCAACAACCCCAGCUGGGUGGUCAUCUGAGCAAGACUCCAGACGCCAGCGUGGUCCAGUGAAGAGGCAGGGCAGCCGAUCCCACAGUAGAGAGAGGGCACAAGAUGUCCCUCACCUGCCCCCUUACAGACCCCCCGCAUGGAAAGGAGGUCCAUCACCGUCAUCCACCUAUCACAGGAACCCUCAGGAGAGGCAAGUGGCAGGACCCCGCAAGAGGAGGAUGUCAGACAUCAGCAUGCCCCUGUCAAACCCUGCACUGGAGCAUGGCAACGCAAAACAGCCCCGGAGAGAGCGACCUCAGCUGCUCAGUAUUCCCAGGCCAUUUGGUGGUAGACCUUUGUCACUUAGGGAUAAAAGUUUCCUAAUUAAGAGCCGUCAAAUCAGAGCAGAGCCUUUCAUGAGGCUCAGAAUACCCCCAGCUAUGAAACCCAGGCCUCGCCUUGGUGACUCUGCACCACGAGGAAACCUCACCUCUCUUCUUGCCAUCAGGAAGAAACGUUUCCAGUUAAAUGCAGUUCCUCUGAAAAAGUUGGAGCCACGAAGAGCAAAACCACAACAGUCACCCUCCAGAGAAGAAAGCAAUACCAGCAAGUCUUCAAGAGACUCUGACACAGGAAAAGAACAGGUGGAGUCUCGCCGGUCCUUGAACACACACAGAUCUUCUCCCAUUGAGAAACGUGAUCUUGUUGUUUUGUCCCACUGGCCACCCGGACCGAGCUCCUCCUCCAAGGACUGCUCACCUCCAAAGGAUCGCAGCCCAAAGUCAAAGUCUGAACGCAGUUCAGAUGGAGAAACUUCCCCGAACAGACGACUGUCAAAGAGCAGUGAUUCCAGAUCACCACCUGAAGACAGAAAACGUGGAUAUUUGGACAAGAGGAUGUUUAGGCCAUUUAAUAUGAUGCAGGACAACAGAUCUGGGAGGCCCUUCAGGAGACCAGGACCAGGACCCAUGCAGCGGCCAAGAUUCCCUGGUGGUCCAAGGAGGCCGAUCCCAGAUGUGACUGGACCUGUGAGAAGACCACUUAUGGAGAGCUUAGUGCCACGUCCCUUCCCAACCCAGAGACCAGUGUUCAGGAAAAGUCACAGCAUCAUGUCUAAAUACCGCAACAUGAGAGUGUUGCGUCAGCGUGCACCGUACAACCGAGGACCCAACCAACAACGCUGGUGAUAACCGUUGGUCCAACAUGGUGCGAAUAUGAAACUGGAGAGUCCUGAAAUUUGUCAUCGAGAGCUUCUCUGUUGGGUGGACUGCACAAACCCUCACUGCAAUCCCAACAUGCUUUGUAUUGUGAAAGUGCUGUUGCUUUACAUUUCAUCUCUGGUACCAGUGUGAGGUGCAUCUUUUGAAGUACUACAGUACUUUGUUUUAGAAUAUUUGUAACAUACGCCAUUAUAUUGUUCUCUCCUGCUUUUUCACAUGUUUGAUAAAUAGAAAUAUGCUGCUUGUGAUCUUGGGAGUCAUUGUUUCGCUUAAAGAAGUGGUAGCAGUUUUCUGUUGUUUACUAGCAGCAGUUCAUUUCAGGUCCAGUGAGAAACAUUUACUUUGCUCUCUGACAUUUGUCUGUAAAGACUCAUGACGUAGGAUGUCCUAUUUAAUUCCUGAGUGUUUUGGUUAGAAAACGGCUCGUCAGCUGAACUUAGCUACUACUUGUAAAACUUGUAAUCACAUGGUAAAUUUGACACUUUAAAUAAAAUGAGGUUUAACACAC
This is a messenger RNA of Stegastes partitus (bicolor damselfish), 2553 nucleotides long. RefSeq lists its product as uncharacterized. The record is from RefSeq and is a predicted model, not a curated record. Lineage: Eukaryota; Metazoa; Chordata; Actinopteri; Pomacentridae. Bases 102 to 2012 code for a protein of 636 amino acids. The transcript has 10 exons.